Molecule: messenger RNA, 2283 nt
Organism: Dentiscutata erythropus
Lineage: Eukaryota; Fungi; Glomeromycota; Glomeromycetes; Diversisporales; Gigasporaceae
Source: the annotation of a GenBank genome assembly
AUGGACUCCAAUCCGCCAUUGCCACCACCGACAGACUUGAAGGCGACCUGGGAAUUUCUUGAAAAUGGCAUCGAGCAUAUUAUGAAUAGAUUAGAAGAAGGACUCAGCUAUAAGCGUUACAUGGAUUUAUAUACUCGUAUGAAUCCCGGAUUUACUUCAGAACCUCUCGCGGGUCCCGGUGCUACUAUGAAUAAUAAUAGAGGUGCUAACCUAAUGGGAAGUGAUUUGUAUCAGAACCUUCAAGAAUACCUUCAAAGACAUCUACAAGUCAUUCGUGAGGGUUCUUCUCAAUACAUGGAUGAGAAUCUUUUGCGGUAUUACACGGAACAUUGGGAGAAAUAUACUACAGCUUCAGCAUAUUUGCAUCAUGUUUUUAGAUAUCUUAAUCGUCAUUGGGUGAAAAGAGAAAUUGAUGAAGGCCGUAAAACAGUUUAUGAUGUAUACACCCUUACGCUUGUUAGUUGGCGAGAUAACAUGUUCAUGCACGUCGAGCGUAACGUUAUGGCUGCUGUACUAGCACUAAUCGAACGUCAAAGAAACGGAGAACGUGUCGAAACUAAACUAGUAAAGAGCGUCGUUGACUCUUUUGUUGCUCUUGGUCUUGAUGACGCUGAUUCCUCAAAGCCUACUCUUGACAUCUAUAAAAAACACUUUGAAGAACCAUUCGUAAAGGCAUCAGAAAUUUAUUACAAGACCGAAUCAGAAAAAUAUGUCACUGAAAAUAGUGUUACAGAUUAUAUGAAGAAGGCUGAGGCACGAUUAGCUGAAGAGGAGGACCGUGUUAAAUUGUAUUUGCAUCAGAGUACCCAUAAACAGUUAAUUACCACAUGCGAACAAGUUCUUGUGAAGAAUCAUGAGGAUAUUAUGGUUGAAGAAUUCCAAAUUUUACUUGAUAAAGAUAAAAUGGAUGAUUUAAAUCGUAUGUACACACUCUUAUCACGCAGUAAUGGUUUAGACCCUCUGCGUGAGUGUUUCGAAAAACAUGUUCGUAAGUCAGGGUCGGAGGCAAUCGAAAGAGUCGCUAAAGAAAUUACUGAUAACAUUGACAAGGAACCAAGGAUUUAUGUGGAUGCACUUUUAGAAGUACAUAAAAAAUACAAUGACAUGGUAAAUAAAGCUUUUAAAAGUGAAGCUGGUUUCGUUGCCUCUUUGGAUAAGGCUUGCCGUGACUUUGUUAAUCGUAAUGCAGUAUGUAAGACGGGUUCAUCUAAGUCACCAGAAUUGUUAGCACGUUUUUGCGAUUCAUUGCUUCGAAAAAGUUCAAAAAACCCAGAAGAAGGUGACCUCGAAGAUGUAUUGAAUAAUGUCAUGACCGUAUUCAAGUAUGUGGAAGACAAAGACGUUUUUCAAAAAUUUUAUUCCAAGAUGUUGGCGAAACGUCUUGUUCAUAGUACAUCGGCAUCAGAAGAUGCUGAGUCAAGCAUGAUCUCUAAGCUUAAGGAAGCUUGUGGAUUCGAAUAUACCUCAAAAUUACAACGUAUGUUUACUGAUAUGGGACUAAGUAAAGAUCUUAAUGAUCAAUUCAAAGAGAGAACAUCAGGGGAAACGGACAACGGAGUCGAUUUCUCUGUACUUGUAUUGGGAACUGCAUCCUGGCCACUUUCGCCGUCAAGCACAAACUUUAUUAUUCCUGAAGAGGUCGAAAAAACUUUCCAACGGUUUAAAUUAUUUUAUCAGAAUAAGCAUUCAGGUCGCAAGUUAAACUGGUUAUUCCACCUAUCUAAAGGUGAAUUGAAAACCAAUUAUUGCAAAGGAUCAAAAACGGGAUAUACUUUUCAGGUGUCAACAUAUCAAAUGGGUAUUCUCCUACAAUACAACAAAGAUACCUCAUACACUUUUGAUGAUCUGAGUCAAAGCACUGAUCUGGUUUCAGACACCCUAACAUCACAGUUGGGAAUUUUGGUUAAAGCAAAGGUUUUAAAUCUGAAAGGAGAAGAACCUGAUAAACCUCCGCGAUACGAGCUUAAUAUGGAUUUUAAGAGCAAAAAAUUUCGAAUUCAGUUGAAUGUUCCGAUUAAGUCUGAACAAAAAAUUGAAGUCGAGGAAACCCACAAAACUAUUGAUGAAGACAGGAAAUUAUUGAUGCAGGCGGCCAUCGUCCGAAUUAUGAAAACUCGUAAAAAAUUGAAACAUGUUCAUUUAGUAGAAGAAGUAAUCUCCCAAUUGUCGAAUCGCUUUAUGCCUAAAGUUUCAGAAAUUAAAAAGUGUAUUGAUAUUUUAAUUGAAAAAGAAUAUAUUGAACGUGAGGAGGGGCAAAGGGAUUCUUUGUCAUACAUUGCUUAA